Messenger RNA from Rangifer tarandus platyrhynchus (Svalbard reindeer), 1584 nucleotides. The record is from the annotation of a GenBank genome assembly. Lineage: Eukaryota; Metazoa; Chordata; Mammalia; Artiodactyla; Cervidae.
AUGGAGAGUCUGCAGAAGACGAGUGACGCGGGCCAGAUGUUCGACGUAGUCGUGAUAGGAGGCGGCAUUUCAGGAUUAUCUGCUGCCAAACUCUUAGCCGAACAUGAAGUUAAUGUUUUGGUUUUAGAAGCCCGGGAGAGAGUUGGAGGAAGAACAUACACAGUGAGGAAUGAACAUGUUGACUACGUAGAUGUUGGCGGUGCUUAUGUAGGCCCAACCCAGAAUAGGAUCUUACGGUUAUCUAAGGAACUGGGUUUAGAAACUUACAAAGUGAAUGUAAAUGAGCGUCUUGUUCAUUAUGUCAAGGGAAAAACUUAUCCAUUUCGGGGUGCCUUCCCUCCAGUAUGGAAUCCCAUUGCCUAUCUGGAUUACAACAACCUGUGGCGGACCAUGGAUAACAUGGGAAAAGAGAUUCCAGCUGAUGCACCAUGGGAGGCCCCACAUGCAGUGGAAUGGGAUAAGAUGACUAUGAAAGAUCUCAUCGAAAAAAUCUGCUGGACAAAGACUGCUCGGCAGUUUGCAUCUCUCUUUGUGAAUAUCAAUGUGACCUCUGAACCCCAUGAGGUGUCUGCCCUGUGGUUCUUGUGGUACGUGAAACAAUGUGGAGGCACUACUCGGAUAUUCUCCAUUACCAACGGAGGCCAGGAACGGAAGUUUGUAGGUGGAUCUGGUCAAGUAAGCGAACGGAUAAUGCAGCUCCUAGGGGACAAGGUGAAACUGAGGAGUCCUGUCACCUAUGUUGACCAGUCAAGUGAAAACAUCUCCAUAGAGACCCUGAAUCAUGAACUUUAUGAGUGCCGAUAUGUCAUUAGCGCCAUCCCACCAACUUUGACUGCCAAGAUACACUUUAGACCAGAGCUUCCACCAGAGCGAAACCAGCUGAUACAGCGUCUUCCAAUGGGGGCUGUCAUUAAGUGCAUGAUGUAUUACAAGGAGGCCUUUUGGAAGAAAAAGGAUUACUGUGGCUGUAUGAUUAUCGAAGAUGAGGAAGCUCCAAUUUCAAUAACGCUGGAUGAUACCAAGCCAGAUGGAUCACUGCCUGCUAUCAUGGGCUUCAUCCUUGCUCGAAAAGCUGACCGGCUCGCUAAAGUACAUAAAGAUAUAAGAAAAAGGAAAAUCUGUGAACUGUACGCCAAAGUGCUAGGAUCUCAAGAAGCUUUACAUCCGGUGCACUAUGAAGAGAAGAACUGGUGUGAGGAGCAGUACUCCGGAGGCUGCUACACUGCGUACUUCCCCCCAGGGAUCAUGACUCAAUAUGGAAGGGUGAUUCGCCAACCUGUAGGCAGAAUUUACUUUGCUGGCACAGAGACUGCCACACAAUGGAGUGGUUACAUGGAAGGAGCAGUAGAGGCCGGUGAACGGGCCGCUAGAGAGGUCUUGAAUGCUUUGGGGAAGCUGGCUGCCAAAGACAUUUGGAUCCAAGAACCUGAAGCUAAAGAUGUUCCAGCUAUAGAGAUCACCCCCAGCUUCUGGGAGAGAAACCUGCCUUCCGUACCAGGCCUGCUGAAGAUCGUUGGGUUUUCCACAUCGAUAACUGCCCUGUGGUUUAUGAUGUACAGAUUCAGGCUGCUAAGCCGAUCCUGA